UCUUGGUGUUGCAAUGAAGGAUGAAGAGAAAGGAUUUGAAAGCAGAAAGCAAAGAAGAAGAAUCCGGAGGAACUGUUAUUAGAGUCAUGGAAAAGUGUGAAGACAUUCUGCGUGUUGAUGUUCAGGAUAAGAAGCAGAAGUGUGGAAUGGUCACAGAUGGCAUUAAGGUUUUUGAGAAUUUGAAUGAAAAAAAGCUCGAUGGAGAAAAAGCAAAGGGUAUUCAGGUUUUCGACAAGUACCCUAGCAAGCUCCAUGAGAAGCUUGCUCUGUUAGAAGGGAAAGUUCAGAAGAUUGCAUCGGAGAUCAAAAGAACAAAGGAGAUGCUGGAUCUGAAUAAGCAGGAUGAGUCCAAACUCAUUCUUUCUGACAUUCAGACCAAAAUCACUGGACUUGAGAAAGCUGUGGGUCAGGUGAUGGAUGGGGCUACUCAAGGUGAAGCUAGUUCAACUAAAUUAAAUUUAGGUGACGUUUUACAAAUUAAGCAUGUGGUGAAUGCCGCUGAAUCAAAACAUUCUUCCAAAGGAUUGAAUCAUGAGCAGUUAGAAGCAAGGUUUUUCCCGCAUCACAAGCUGCUUAGAACACGAACAUCACUGAGUUCUGCAGGAGAGGAAGAUGGAGGCACAAAUCCAAUUUCAUUGAACAACAGUUCUUCGAAGACAGAAGGUGGGUCAGUGAGCCCCAUUGAUGAAAACCCCAUUGCAAUAGAGUUUUUGGCUUCUCUUACUGGAGACCGGCAAUCAGAUUCCUCCACAGUUCGUGAAUUAGCUAUGGAGAAGACAGAUUCUUCCUCAGUUCAGCAGGUUUCAGAGAAGGUGAUCAGUGUCUAUAAGAAUGAGGAUAGUUCUUUGAUGGCUAAUGAGAAGCUCGAUGAAUUUGAUGAGCAAGAGAAUAAGCCUGUGAUGAUCCUACAGGAGGAGACUGAGGAAUCUAGUACAAAUGAACUAUUUGAGAUAGGCUGCAAGACCUCAACUGGCGGGUGGUUUGUUUCUGAAGGGGAAGCUGUUCUUUUGGCGCAUGAUGAUGGUUCUUGUUCUUAUUAUGAUAUAGCAAACUGUGAGGAGAAAUCUUUAUACAAGCCUCCUGUAGGAGUGUCAAACAACUUAUGGGGUGACUGUUGGCUGGUGCGAGCCCCUGGUGCAGAUGGCUGUUCCGGAAAAUACAUUAUUGCGGCAUCAGCAGGGAAUACUUUGGACAAUGGCUUCUGCUCAUGGGAUUUCUAUACUAAACGUGUUCAAGCAUUUAAAGCAGAGGAUGGAAGUCCUAAUCCGGUCUCGAUCUCAACAUCCAGGGUGGCUCUUGCACCUGUGUCCAAUGUGUCUAUGCAAAGAAGAAGUACUUCAUGUUUGACAUCAUCCAUUGAGGGUCGGCAAUGGUGGUACAGGCCCUGUGGACCACUCUUACUUUCAACAGCUAGUCGACAGAAGGUUGUUAGUGCUCACGAUAUUCGUGAUGGUGAUCUCGUGAUGAAAUGGGAAGUCAAUAGCCCGGUGGUGGGCAUGGAGUACACUAGUCCUCUGCAAUGGAGAAGCAGAGGGAAGGUUAUUAUAGCAGAAACAGAAGCAAUUAGUCUUUGGGAUGUCAACUCACUCAACCCGCAACCGUUGUUAUCUGUUCCUUUUGCGGGGAAAAAGGUCUAUGCUCUCCAUGUGAACAACACCGAUGCAGAACUGGGUGGAGGUGUUCGCCAGAGAGUGAGUUCAUCUGAAGCUGAAGGACAUGAUGGCGUGUUCUGCAAUCAAGAAAGUGUCAAUGUGUUUGAUUUCCGUCUUCCAUCUGGCAUUGGCCUUAAAAUUUCCCGGUAUGGAGGCAACGGCCACUCAAUCUUCUCCCGUGGAGACUCCAUUUUCGUUGGUAGCACAGAAGCAAGACUUCCAGUGAGGAGCAACCUCCGGUCAAGCCUGCAACAGUUCUCACUGCGCAAAGGAAACCUCAUUGCAACAUAUGCUCUUCCAGAAUCCAACUCACACUAUCAUCACUCAUCCAUAACUCAAGUAUGGGGCAACUCCAAUCUGGCCAUGGGCAUAUCUGGCAUGGGCUUGUUUGUAUUUGAUACUCUUCAAGACGAAUCUAAGCAAUCAACCCGCAUCGAUCAUAACAACAUAGUGCAAGCAAAGGAGACCAUUGGCCCGGACAAUCUAUACCGCCCAACUUUUGAUUAUUCAGGAUCAAGAGCACUCAUUAUAUCAAGAGAUCGACCCGCAAUGUGGAAGUAUUUGUUGUAGCUUAUCUCAAGCUUCAAUUAGGUGUUAAAUCAAUUCUCUAAUAUUUAUGUUAUGGUUGUUUCUUUCUGUAAUUUUGUGCCUGUUUAUGUUGUUAUUCAGACAUCAAGCUCUUGUUCUUUGGAGGUUUGUUAUGUAUAACUUAAAAGGAAAUUGCAAUCAAUGCAAUUCAUAUCA
This is a messenger RNA of Dioscorea cayenensis subsp. rotundata (Guinea yam), 2396 nucleotides long. Its product is annotated as KIN14B-interacting protein At4g14310. The record is from RefSeq and is a predicted model, not a curated record. NCBI's taxonomy places the organism in Eukaryota, Viridiplantae, Streptophyta, Magnoliopsida, Dioscoreales, Dioscoreaceae.